Erinaceus europaeus (western European hedgehog) is the source of this 7018-nucleotide messenger RNA. It is a transcript of the gene KIF14, whose product is annotated as kinesin family member 14. Gene Ontology annotation, molecular function: microtubule motor activity; microtubule binding; ATP binding. The coding region runs from base 355 to 5250 and encodes 1631 amino acids. Gene Ontology annotation, biological process: microtubule-based movement. The transcript is spliced from 30 exons. NCBI's taxonomy places the organism in Eukaryota, Metazoa, Chordata, Mammalia, Eulipotyphla, Erinaceidae. The record is from RefSeq and is a predicted model, not a curated record.
CUUGUCCACAUUUCCUCAACACAAUUUACAGCACUUACAGGGGUACUUAUGAGAACAAUCUGUUAGUGACACUUCAGAAACAACUCCAGGUGGCAUUCCUGCUGCAUUUAAUGUCCACUCAAUAGGUAUUGACAAGUAUAAAAAUGCUCUACUCCAGUUUUUGACUUAGAUGCCAAGAUUCCCCACUUCCCAAGCUGGGUUAUUUGAGAAAAAAAGAAAAAAGAAAUCUUUACCAACAGCAUAAUACAUAUUCUUGGAAACAGAUGCAUAAGAAAUGGCUGAAGUUAAAUGAAUUUCCAAAGAAGAACUUAGGGCCUCUAGUAAGAUUCUGUCUGAAAAUAAGGCGUGGCUAUAAUGUCUGUCUAUACAACACAUAGCAGAGACCAUGACAAUAUCCUUGGCAUUCCUCCUGCCCCAGAGAGUUCCUCACUGAAAGUCCUUACCCACGGUAGCAGACAUAAGCUGCAUCUGAAGUCGGAUCUGUCAGAAUGUGAACAGGAUGAUCCAUUAUUGAGAUCUGCAAGUAAAAUUCGAGACAUGAAUAGCACUUAUGUUAUUUCUGCCAGAAACAAAACAGGAGAUGUACCCCUCACCCCGAACCCUGUGGGUAAGCUGUCACUUCAGAGACGAGUUACAAGGAACGAAGAAUCAUCUGUGCUUCAUAGAGAGCUACGAGACUCAACUGAAAAAGGAGCAGAAACUCCUCUGGCAUUACAUCGUGUUAGAACAGACUUGGUGGAAAAGUGGAAAAGAGAGCGGAACACGGGAGGCGAAAAUAAUUGUGCUUCACAGGAAACUGGUACAAAUGUAAAGACUGUGAAGAACGAUAAAAGCUCUUUUGUUACAUCUUUUGCGCCUUCCUCUGGAGACUCGAAAGACGUACGCACGAUGUCCACCGAAAGUCACAAAGAGACGUGUUCUACCUUCUGCAGGGCAAAUGAAAGCGUUGUGCUUAUGUGCCUAGGUGGUAGAGAGCCCGCUGCUUCUCAGAGUCAGAAUGAAGUGGCUCAGUCAGGACGCUUGACAGCAAAACCUGAUGCCAAAGUGUCAGGAAUAGGAUCCUUAGGUCAUAAAAGUACUGGGAAGGACAGUGCCAAAAACGCAAAUAAAUUUGGAAGCUUAGAAAAAAGGACACCAACGAAAUGUUUCCCAGAACACAGACUGACACAAAGGCAUGGCUUGUCUCAGCCAAAGAGCCCAGCUGCCUCACUACUGAGAAAUAGAAUGCCUGGCCUCCAUGAAAAACAAAAGCCAAGGAGUUUUCUUGUAAAUAAAAGGGAAAGGUCACAGGAAAAUACACUUCCUCCUGAAGAAGAGACCGCUGUUCAUAACACCUCUGCAGAAGCAGACCCCUUAAAAGUAGAGAACAGCCAAGUGACGGUGGCCAUACGUGUAAGACCUUUCAGCAAGAGAGAGAAGAUUGAAAAUGCAUCCCAGGUGGUCUUCAUGCAGGGUGGAGAAGUAGCUGUGGAACAUCCAGACAUGAAACAAGUUUAUAGUUUUGUUUAUGAUUUGUCAUUUUGGUCUUUUGAUGAGUGCCACCCCCACUAUGCUAGCCAGACAACUGUUUAUAAGACGUUAGCUGCACCGCUCCUAGAAAGAGCCUUUGAAGGCUACAAUACCUGUCUCUUUGCUUAUGGUCAGACGGGCUCUGGGAAGUCAUACACGAUGAUGGGACUUAGUGAAGAGCCAGGAAUAAUUCCAAGAUUCUGUGAAGAUCUUUUUGCUCAAGUAGCAAAAAAACAAACCCAGGAGGUCAGCUAUCAACUUGAAAUGAGCUUCUUCGAAGUAUAUAAUGAAAAAAUUCAUGACCUUCUGGUUUGCAAAGGUGAAAAUGGGCAGAAAAAACAAGCGUUGAGAGUAAGGGAGCAUCCUGUCUCUGGACCCUACGUCGAAUCUCUGUCAAUGAACGUUGUCAGUUCUUACGCUGAUAUUCAGAGUUGGCUAGAGCUAGGAAAUAAACAAAGAGCAACUGCUGCUACUGGCAUGAAUGACAAAAGCUCCCGGUCUCACUCAGUUUUCACCCUGGUGAUGACUCAGACCAAGACAGAACUUGUGGAAGGGGAGGAACAUGACCACAGGAUAAUGAGCCGCAUAAACCUAAUUGAUCUGGCAGGCAGUGAGCGCUCCUCCACGGCUCAGACUAGUGGAGAUCGGCUGAAGGAAGGUGUGAGUAUUAACAAGUCGUUGUUAACAUUGGGGAAGGUCAUAUCUGCGCUCUCUGACCAAGCAAAUGGAAAAAGAGUUUUUAUUCCUUAUCGAGAGUCUGUUCUUACAUGGUUGUUAAAAGAAAGUCUGGGUGGAAAUUCCAAGACUGCAAUGAUUGCUACGAUCAGCGCUGCUGCCAGUAGUAUUGAGGAGACUCUAAGCACUCUUCGAUAUGCCAGUCAAGCCCGCAUGAUAGUCAAUGUUGCCAAAGUGAAUGAAGACAUGAAUGCUAAGUUAAUUAGAGAGCUGAAAGCAGAAAUUGAAAAAUUGAAAGCUGCUCAAAGAAACAGUCGAAAUAUUGACCCCGAGCGAUACAGACUCUGUUGCCAAGAAAUAACAACCUUAAGAAUGAAACUACAUCAACAGGAGAGAGACAUGGCAGAAAUGCAAAGAAUGUGGAGAGAAAAAUUUGAACAAGCUGGAAAAAGAAAGCUUCAAGAAACAAAAGAGUUACAGAAAGCAGGAAUCACAUUCCAGAUGGACAACCAUUUGCCAAACCUUGUCAAUCUCAAUGAAGAUCCGCAGCUGUCAGAGAUGCUAUUAUAUAUGAUCAAGGAAGGAACAACCACAGUUGGAAAGUACAAACCCAACUCGACUCGUGACAUUCAGUUAUCUGGGGUGCUGAUUGCUGAUGAUCACUGUACAAUCCAAAAUUUUAAUGGAGCAGUCAGUAUUAUCCCAGUUGGGGAAGCAAAGACAUAUGUCAAUGGAAAGCAUAUUUUGGAACCUACAGUAUUACAUCAUGGUGACCGUGUAAUUCUUGGUGGAGAUCAUUAUUUUCGAUUUAACCAUCCAGUAGAAGUUCAAAAAGGGAAAAGACCAUUCAGUAGAGAUGCUUUUACGUUCGAGGGUCCAAAAGACUUUGAAUUUGCAAGAAAUGAGUUGCUCGUAGCACAGAGAUCACAACUUGAAGCAGAAAUUAAAGAGGCCCAGUUGAAAGCAAAGGAAGAAAUGACCCAAGGAAUCCAGAUUGCAAAAGAAAUGGCUCAACAAGAGCUUUGUUCUCAAAAAGCUGCGUAUGAAAGCAAAAUAAAGGCCUUGGAAGCAGAAUUGAAAGAAGAGUCUCAAAAGAAGAAAAUGCAGGAAAUAAAUAACCAAAAGGCUAAUCACAAAAUUGAGGCACUAGAAAUGGCAAAUCAACGUCUUGAACAAGAAAUACAUGUUAACAAAAAGCGACUAGAAAUGGAAACCUUGGCUACAAAACAGGCUCUAGAAGACCACAGUAUCCGCCAUGCAAGAAUUCUGGAAGCUCUAGAAGCUGAGAAACAAAAAAUUGCUAAUGAAGUACAAAUGCUACAGCAAAAUCAGAGCUGUAGGGAUAAAACUUUCACAAUUCAGGCAAACUGGAGCUCCAUGAAACUCUCAAUGAUGAUUCAGGAAGCCAAUGCCAUCAGCAACAAGUUUAACAAAUGUUAUGUUUUUGGCAGACAUGACGGAUCAGGUAGAGGAAAUAGUUCUGAUACUUCUGUUCGGGUUCGUAACCUGCAACUGGGGAUCUCAACUUUCUGGAGUCUGGAAAAGUUUGAAUCUAAACUUGCAGCAAUGAAAGAGCUUUAUGAGAGUAAUAAUGGAAACAAGAGUGAAGAUGUUUUCUGUGAUCCUGAGGAUGAAUGGGAGCCUGACAUUACAAAUGCUUCACUUUCUUCCUUUUCCAGAAGGAGGAGCAGGAGUUUGAUGAAGAAUAGAAGAAUAUCCGGUUGUUUAAAUGAUGUACAAGCACACUCGGUUCAGAAUCUGCAAUCUCUACAUUCGUCAGGUCUAAUGGAGAAAUCAAGCACAUUGCACUCAAAUUCAGCAGAAUCAUUUCUUCCUGGGAUUUGCAAAGAAUUGAUUUGUUCAUUGUUAGACUCUCUUGGACAGAAUUAUGAUGAAGAAAAAACUAUGGCAGACAGCUUGAUUAGCAGUUUCCUAACAAUUUAUAAUGGGCUAUUUGCCAUUUCCAAAGCUUAUGAAGACCAAGAUGAAGAAAGUCAAGAUACUUUGUUCUCUUCUGACCGAGCAGCCCAGUCACUUACUAUCCAGGUCACAUGUGCUUUUGGGCACCUUGUGGUGCUUCUUAAGCACUGGCCGACUGAGAAUCUGCCUGGUGCCGGCAUCGCAAGGCUUGAAGAAGAAUUGAGACAAGAAGUUAAAAAAUUAGGAGGCUACUUACAACUAUUUUUGCAGGGGUGCUGUUCAGAGAUUUCAUCCAUGGUAAAAGAGGCUCAGAUGAAAGUAAUUGAGAUUGUACAGCAAGCUGCCAAGUGUGUGGGGCAGUUAGCAGUCCUUACAGGGAGCCGGCUUCAUUUCCUGGAAAGCAGUGCCAAGGCUGUCCAGGUCCAGGAGGAAGAGUUGAUGAGUGCUGUUUAUGAGGGCACAAACCUAGGAAUGAAGAGUCUCUUAAGUUCUGGACUAGAAAAAGCAAAAGACCUUCAGCAGGACCUGUUAAGACAGUGUACCCAAAAUGAGGUAACCAAACCCAUGAGAACUCAUGCCAUGCGGUUGAUGGAAUCUCUUGAAAGCAUGUUUGCUGAAUGGAAAACAAUAAAUUUCAGAACUCAAGUAAAAGAAGAAAGUCCUGGAUACCAAUAUUUAAGGAAGAUGACUAAUCUUGCUUCCAAAUUCUUGAAGUUAAAACACUGCUUAGAACAAACAAUUCAAAUGGUUACUACUGUACUGAGAGGCAGCCACUGCGAUGUGAGCCUUGUCAGGAAUCGUGUUGAAAGUAUUUGCAGCUUGGCCAGGGAUUUUCACGAUGCCUGCGGUGUCCACCCUACUGCUAUUGACAGCUGUGAGAAGAGGAUCUCUCAGGCUGAUCCUGGGGAACUAGAAUCAGUAGCCAAACUGCUACUCUUGUGCUUUGAAUCUGAAGAAAGACCUGGUCUGUUGGAAUCCUGGGAGACUUGUAAUCCAAAUGCCAGAGAAGGACAGCAGCACCGUAACCCAAGCAGGCCCGAGGCCAGCAGGAGCAGAGGUGUUCCAAAGCGUGUCUACCGGCUCCUUGACUCCUCCCCUGCUGUGACCUCAGAGGCCUGCACACCACACAGGACUCAGUGGGUGUGAGUGGCCGUGUGUGGACACCUCAUGCCCAGCCAGGAAAGAGAGAGCAGGGGGUAGACGAUCUCCUUACUAGGAGAAUGUAAAAAAGCAAGAAGUGUGUGUAGAUAUUUCAUGUCUGUUGGUGUGCCAUCCUUGGGUACUGGCAGUAGGGGCAGCUUGGAGUCCUAAUCCAGAGUGCCCACGUGUGCACCUGUCAGCAGACAGUUGGAAAUGGGUGUUUCCUGUGUUGGAAUAUUAUGGCAACAGAAUGAAAGUAGGAGCUCAAGCCAAGUGAUUGGUCCUCUCUCUUGUCUGCCUUCCAUUCUAAAUAUUUCUCUCUCACAUUGAAAUACUGUCUGGUUGGCUCAAUAACCUGUUUGUAAAUAGUUAUUUUUCUCAGGUGUAGAGGCUUGAACAAUUGGCCACCUGUGUGCCUUCUCCCUUCUGCGGAUAUCUAGGCUGAGGUUUGUGGGGAACAUUGCUAACACCGGUUUAACCAAAGCAGCUUAACUUGCACUGUUAAAUCUAAAACAUUGUUGCUGAACAACAGGUCAACUGGCUGCCACUUUGAACAGUGUGUUCAAGGGUAGUUUCCUGUUCCUCUCCAAACAGUAAGUGGUUACCUAGAGUAGUCAACUGCUAUAUUAGCAUUAUGGGUUAUUUGCAUAGUCUGUAUGGGGGCUGCGGGAACAUAAUUUAAAACCAAGUGAACAGUGGCAGAGCCACACUUGACUCUUGGGUGAGUUCAGUAGGUUAGAGGCUAUAGCUUUCCUUGAUAAUGCUUGUCUUUAUUAUGGGUGGGGUGAGAGUUGGUGCAUAAGCUUAUAAAGAUCAAAAAUGCUCCCCCGGCUCCCCACCUGCGGGGGAGUCACUUCACAAGCAGUGAAGCAGGUCUGCAGGUGUCUGUCUUUCUCUCCCCCUCUGUGUCUUCCCCUCCUCUCUCCAUUUCUCUCUGUCCUAUCCAACAAUGAAAAAAGAAAAAGAUUAAAGAUCCUUAUUAUAUUUCAAUUUUAGAAGCCUUUAUCUAGUCCAAAAUCAAGAACAAAAGAGAAUACUCUACUGUAGGGAUCUUACGUGAAGGAAGUUGUUUGGACAUUUUCCCCACAAGCAGAAAUGGAAUUUGAAUAGACAAGUAGCAAUUCUACUUGGGUGUUACUGAGCAGUUCUCAGGGUAAUUCUUCCAGCGAACCCGACCCCUUGUCCUCUUCAUGUGUGGCUACCAUUUGGCAGGUUUAGUAGAAGUCGGCUGUCAGUACCUUGAGUGUGUUGGACUAUUUCAUUGUGAGCGAGCAGUUGUAAGUAAAUGCAAGUCACUGUAGUCAGAACAAUGUUCGGGAGCCCUGUGCUAUGUUUUGCUGGUAUUUAAAAUAGUGCACUGUAGCAAAUUCGCUCUCACGGGUUUUUUUCCCUCCCAUCUUUGGCAUUUCAGCUUGUGUCUUGUAUGUAUCUUUUAUAGUCACUGUUCUGCCAAGUGGCACGUUUACUAUUUUAUAAAGUGUAGGCGUUCAUCAGGGCUUUCCCUCGAGAUUGUACUUUUCUGCAGCACUUUCUAAAGUACUAGUGUGCUCAGUGCUCAUUAUUUGAUCUUCACUGUCUGCUUUCUUGUGACUUCAUUGGUCAGAAACGUUUGACUGUCUUUGUAAGAUUUCAUAUGUAUAUAUAUUUAUAUUAAGUAAAUUGUUACACAAUAUUUGAAUGAAUUGUAAAACAUUUGCUAUUGGAAUCAUGUGUACUAUCAAGAAUUUUACAAAGAACAUGCUUUUAAUAAAUAUUGUCAGUUUGAAUUUCCCUU